Molecule: messenger RNA, 15906 nt
Organism: Coregonus sp. 'balchen'
Lineage: Eukaryota; Metazoa; Chordata; Actinopteri; Salmoniformes; Salmonidae
Source: the annotation of a GenBank genome assembly
UGCCCUCGCGCUAGGCUUGUGCACGUUGGCGACGACUCUUCUGCAUUUCGGAGAAGAUGGCGUCGCAGAGAGGAGUACCUACAAGUAAGGUAGGCGUAACAUGAUUUUUUACUUACAGUAUCUAGGUAACGUUACAGCCUGUUGACAUUGUAGCUAUGUAGAAGUAAAUUGAUAUGCAGUUGCUUCUGAUUUUAUUUUUUACUUAUAAGUAUGGUGAUUUCACUAAUCAUCGAAAUCAUAGCAAGUUUUUAGGGCUCAAUCAGUAGUUUUGACCUGAUAAAGUGAAGUCCUGUUGAAAUUUUUUUAAAUACCAUUUAUAUUCCUAAAACAUUAAUUGAAAAUGAUACUGUUGCUGCUUCCAUGGCUUUUUGAUUUAUGGCCUAGUGUCCAAGCACCGGUUUUAGAUGUGCAAAUUAAUCAUCAAUAUGCUGAAAUAAAUUGUGAUAUUUUGAAGAGGAAUACAUAAAAGUUACUGCCUACACACACGUCUCACACUUGUGUUCAGAUUAUUUGUAUUUUGUUAAAUUAGUAGCCUACCUUCUAAACUGCACACGCAGUAAUAUUUAACUUACCAAGCGGUCACUCAAGACUGGAAUUGAUAGCGCGGGCAAAUAAAUCGGUCACAUUGAUAUUGUGUUGAAGUCAAUGGAACUGGGGCAAAACCCCUGCGACAUGUACGGUUUGCACGCUUCUAACAGACAAACUUCAAUGAACUUGGGUAUAGGCUACUACGUUUGUCUGUCAAUAGAUGACAACCUGUCGUAGCCAUGUAUCAAUUUAUAUCUCUCUUAGAACAUUAUUUCGAUAGAUGGCCAGGAACAACACGUUUUUGACUGGAUAAUUUAAACGAAUCACCACCUCAUAUAGCUUUAUAGAUAGCGACAGGGGUUGGCUUUUAUUUCAACGAUAGUUUAACCCUCAAAUCCAUGGGUUCAUGUGAGGCAAGGAACUUUUUAAGGGAGGAGCGCCCGAUUUUUUUCUAGCGACAGUGGUCUGAAAAUGACAGCUACGUUCUAAUGCCGCAUUCAAAACAACUGGGAACUCUGAACUGGGAAAUCUUCGACUUCAGUGCGUUCAAAACAACUGGGAACUCGGAGGGAAAAAAACGAGCUCCGACUGGGAAAAUUAGUUUUGAACGGUCAUCCAACUCGGAAUUCCAAGUCGGAAACACGGGCCUCUUUCUAGAGCUCCGUCUUUCCCACCUGAAGAUCACUGACAUCAUGAUUCGACCUCGUUUCUUUCUGAGUUCCCAGUUGUCCUGAAAGCACCGUUUGUCCCACUUCGGACUGGCUCAUAUGACAAAUAUAUUUUUUAAGCAAUCGAUUUUGUGAGAUCGUGAUGACUAUAAUCAUUAAUACUAACAACAUCACCAAUCUGAGGUAAAGGGGAUGUGUAUUUCCUUUAAUUCGUGUGUGGUGAAAACGUUAGUCUGUGUAAUGUAGUAACACGUUCUGUCCACUAUAGGGAAAUGAGCGUAAUACAAAUAAUAAUAUGCCAUUUAGCAGACGCUUUUAUCCAAAGCGACUUACAGUCAUGCGUGCAUACAUUUUUCGUGUAUGGGUGGUCCCGGGGAUCGAACCCACUACCUUGGCGUUACAGGCGCCGUGCUCUACCAGCUGAGCUACAGAGGACCACAUACAACAUAAUUAAAUGUUAAAUUAAUUCAAUAUUUAAAUAUAUGAUGAUAGUAAAUGUAGCACACUCACACAUUAUUUCAACAAUUACAUAUAUUUAUUACUACUUUAACCAUGGAGAGAGUAAAAAAAUGCUCUUUACACAAUUUAACCAGGCACUCUAGACUAGAGCAUCCAUAGGGUCUGUGCAGCAGGCUGAACGUUUGACGUCCCUGUUUGUAGUGGUGUAAAGUACUUAAGUAAAAAUACUUCACUUAAGUUUUUGUAUCUGUACAUUACUAUUUAUAUUUUUGACAACUUUUAUUUCACUACAUUCCUUAAGAAAAUAAUGUACUUACUUCAUACAUUUUUCCCUGACACCCAAAAGUACUCGAUACAUUUUGAAUGCUUAGCAGGACAGGAAAAUGGCCCAAUUUACACACUUAUCAAGAGAACAUCCCUGGUCAUCUACUGCAUCUGAUCUGGCAGACUCACUAAACACAAAUGCUUCAUUUGUAAAUUAUGUCUAAGUGUUGGAAUGUGCCCCUGGCUAUCUAAACAUUUAAAAAAAAACAAGAAAAUGGUGCCGCCUGGCUUGCUUAAUAUAAGGAAUUUGAAAUUAUUUAUACUUUUACGUUUACUUUUGAUACUUAGGUAUAUAUCAAUUACAUUGACUUUUGAUACUUAAGUAUAUUUAAAACCAAAUACUUUUAGAAUUUUACUCAAGUAGUAUUUUACUGAGUGACUUUCUCUUUUACUUGAGUCAUUUUAUAUUAAGGUAUCUUUACUUUUACUCAAGUAUGACAAUUGGGUACUUUUUCCACCACUGCCUGUUUGGAAUGUUGAUUGCCGUUAAUGUUAGCUAGAUUGAUAGUGCAGUGUUUUAAUUAGUAAUUUAAGAACAUUUUGCAGUAGCUUGUGGUAGUUGACCUAAAUUCAAAUCAAGUGUUUUCAGUAGUUAAUGACUUUUUUGCCAUGUAGUGGUGUAGCUAACUACUGAAACUACACACUAUUAUUUUUGCCCCGUCAGUCAUCUAGUGUAUAUAUAAAUCAUUGGUCUAGAGAUGCUUUGGAAAUCUGGGGGAUUCAAUUGUGUUAAAAUUAAAGCGCCAGAUUGGUUCCCACUAGACGGUCCAGCGGCAAAGUCAAAAUUUGAUAUAUUGUAAAAAUGUAUGAAUACAACAUUUUCCUUUUUCGUCUUAAUUCAAGGUAAAUGUUAGUAGUGUGGUUAGGUUUAAAAUCUGAUUUGAAGAAGAUAAAUUGUAGAAAUAGGUGGGAUUUACAGCUUUGCCGCUUGCCCAGAUAGUGUCAAACCUCCAGAUUGCUUGGUCUGCAAACCUCAAUGCGCAUGCAGGUGCGUCUCAGAUGGUAUGUGCACACGCAACCUGUAGACGUUUGUUGGUCACGUGUAUUGCGUGAGUCAGUAGCUUUGUUCCAGGGUGUCAGUGUGCUACCAGUCGGCGCACUAGCUCUGGUCCAGGGCAUUAUGCUAACCACUGUUGCUUGUGCAGCUAGCUAGUACACAAUACUUAGCUAGCUAGUACACAAUACUUAGCUAGCUAGUACACACUACUUAGCUAGCUAGUACACACUAGUUAGCUAGUAGGCCUACAACACUAGCUAGCUAGCUAGCUAGCUAGCUAGCUAGUACACACUAGCUAGUACCUAGCUUCUAAUUCUAAAUGUAAUUUCACCACCCAUGCGGGUUGGUGGCAGUAACACACCAUACUUUCUGGCAUCAUUAGACCUAUCUGAGCUGGUAUGUCUCACAGUCUGUGUCCUGAGAAGGUAUCUGCUGGAGCCAGACCCUAUUGCCAGAUUGCCUAAAACCAAUGACUGAGUGGACAAAGCCAUCGAUCACUUGACACCCUUCAUUCCUAUGUGAGGACUCAGACUGCAAGUGGGUUCAUCACCACCUUCAACUUUCUCCCAAUUUUUGUUUAUUAUGCACCCAUUAAAACUUUACACACAAUUACUUUUCUGUUGUACUAGCAAAUGGGUGACAAACUUUGUUCUGUUACGCUAUAACUAGACCAGAUUCAAUUGAGAUAAAUGCAUGUAGGCCAAUGAACGGGUUAAAUACAGGGGAUUCUAUUCAUCUGGCCGGGUAGGCAUAUUUUGCACCAGGUGAAAAGUGAUUGCAUUCAUUUUGGAACCAGGCUGGAGUCCAGGACAUGAGCCGGCUGCGCCGUUCUGGCUGACGGCGAAAUCAGCUCAAAACAAAAGUGACGUAGGUUAAGCACGUGGAGUAAUGAGUAGGAUUCAGUAUUUUUCACAUGCAAAAGUGAUUGUUUUUGAUAAAAACGCUUUAUCUGUUUUCCCAAUGAAAACUAGAUUGAAAAUUCAAACAUAUUUUAUGGAAAAGAGAUGUAUGUUUCUGAACGAUGGAUCAACCACCCAGCUUUGGAGUAGUUAGGUCUAUUUCCCUGCUUGAGAGGAGCUAGCUAGUAGUUCCUGGAGACUUACAGCAAUUGCGCUAAGCUAACGAUAUGCUACCUUCAACUUCAAACUACACACCGAGACAUACAAAUGGUAUCGUUGAGUUUGUCUGACUUUGGGUAAGUAGAAAAAACAGCUUAAUUGCAUAAAUCCCGAAGUAUCCCUUUAAGUAGACCUGAACUGUGACCAUUUUUUUCCAAUGGUAAACGGCCUGUGUAAGACAUCUUCAUUUAUCCACCAUCUUUGAAUGCAUUUGAAGCCAAGGAAGUCGGUAAAGAUGUCAUCUCGUGGAAACAUAGACCGCGUUCCUCUGCCCAGGUGUUGCUGACGCAUGCCAGAUCUUAACAAUGCCAGGAUAGGUAUUUUGUGUGUCAGCUAACCACAUUAUAUGUUAUAGCAAUCUGGUGCCCGACGGCACAGUCUAUGAUGUGGCACACAACCAUUGUUUGAUGCAUGCAAUGUCUAAUUGUAACCAGUGUGAAAUUCCUAGCUAGUUAGCGGUGCGCGCUAGUAGCAUUUCAAUCAGUGACGUCACUCACCCUGAGACCAUGAAGUAGUUGUUUACCCUUACUCUGCAAGGGCCACUGCUUUUGUGGAGCGAUGGGUAAUGAUGUCCUCCCGAGUGGCGCAGUGGCUGUGCCACUAGAGAUCCUGGUUCGAAUCCAGGCUCUGUCGUAGCCGGCCGCGACCGGGAGACCCAUGGGGCGGCGCACAAUUGGCCCAGCGUCGUCCAGGGUAGGGGAGGGAAUGGCUGGCAGGGAUGUAGCUCAGUUCGUAGAGCAUGGCGUUUCCAACGCCAGGGUUGUGGGUUCUAUUCCCACGGGGGGUAUGAAAAAUUAAAAACAGAAUGUUACUCACUAACUGUAAGUCGCUCUGGAUAAGAGCGUCUGCUAAAUGACUAAAAUGUAAAAAUGUUUUGUGGGAGGCAGUUGUUGACGUGUUCAGAGGGUCCGUGGUCCGAACCCAGGUUGGGGCGAGGAGAGGGACGGAAGCAAGACUGUUACAUUGAUGCUGUUACAUUGAUGCUGUUGACCCGGAUCACUGGUUGCUGUGGAGAACUAGGAGGUCAAUGGGGGGGUGAGUGUAACCGGUGUGAAACGGCUAGCUAGUUAGCGGUGCACGCUAGUAGCAUUUCAAUCGGUGAUGUCACUCGCUCUGAGACCUUGAAGUAGUUGUUUCCCUUCCUCUGCAAGGCUUUUGUGGAGCGAUAGGUAACGAUGCUUCGUGGGAGGCAGUUGUUGAGCUACUCCAGGAAGUGACGUUGCAGGCUAGCUCAGUGUUGCCCCUUCAAAUUGAAGGCCGACCGGGGUUCUGCAGGCUGCCAUUAGCAACUAAAUUAUCCUUAUAACGUAUUCAGUGUGCGAUUUUAAAAUAAUUGGUUCAAGGACAUACAUCUGGUGUAAUAGAAGCAAUUAUUGGUACCAUGAUUGUCUUUGAUUUAUAGAUUUUUGUACACAAAGAUUGGCCACAAAUAUUGCCAGUGUAUCGUUUGUAUUUGAAAAAUUGUUGUGUAUGAAACUUAAGUUCCAAAUGUUUCCAAAACCGUAUCGCAAGCGUUUUAGACAGAGCGUUUGGGCAGCGUCUGAGUGUCUGGGUUUUUGCGUCUGACGGCAUAUAGGACCGUGGAAUGACCCAAUGUAAUGCAAUGUAGUUGGAGUCAUGAUAAGGACAAUAGUAGGCCUAACAUAAUCUAGGAGGAGGUAAUAUGCUAAAAAAAAAAAAAAUCCAAUUUUAUGUCGGCAGCAUUUGUAUAGGGUAACUCUAUUCCUCUGCUCCUCCCUUUACAGCUAUGUCCCAAGUUCCUCCACACAAACUCCACCAGCCACACCUGGCCCUUCAGCGCCAUCGCUGAACUAAUAGGUGAGUCAUCGUCAUUAGUCAUAUUGUCCAAUCACAAAACCAGUGUUUUCCAACCUUUUUUAACCCAGGCACACCUUGAUGGGAUAAACAAAUUCUAAGGCACACCUUAAAAGUCCCAAUUAAUUAAUUAAUUAAUUGGUAAUGACCUCCCUGCAAACAAUAAUGAGUCGUUAGGAAAUGGUCGCCUAAAGUCGUCAGGACGUUGUGUUAUGGUCCCCUGGAAGUUUUGUCUAUUUCCAGCUUGGUCCCUAGGAUGUUCUUGGGACGUUGUGUCAUGGUCCCCUUGUGGGUUUGUCUAGUUCCUGGUUGGUCCCGGGAUGUCAUCGAGGACGUUCUUGGGAUGUUGUCAUUGUCCCCUGAAGGUCCACCGAAUGUUCUUUGGAAGUUGUCAUGGACCCCUGGAGGUUUUUGCCUUGUUCCCGGUUUGUCCCAGGGACGUCGCCUGAUGGUCGCAAAAAUGAAAUCAAUGAGAGAAUAGUCUGAUUAACUAAUAACUAAAAAAUUAACUAAAAAACUUUCUGUGUCCCUGUAUCUCACACUCUUGACUUCUUUCCAUACCCCUCACUUUUCCUAACCCAUCACACUAUUUCUCUGUAUUUUUACCUCUACCUUGGAUUCAAGCCUACUCCAGACAGAAUAAUGGAGAGAGGGGGAGCUAGACAAUAAAAGAUAGUAGUACAAAGAUGUCGGUAGGGAGGAAAAUUGAAAAAGAGAUGGCUGAAUUGAUAGAGGGAUUGAUUUGAAGAUAGUUGGGGAGAGUGGGAGACCAGACCACAUGUUUGUGUUAGCCUAAUGUCAGUGUCAUGAGGAUGUAGCAUCUGUAGAAGAGGCUGGGGUUGCAUCCUCCGUGACAGCUGUCCCAGGCAGGCUGUUCUAAAGGAGAAAACACGUUGCACCGAAUGACGGUCUGCCUUUCGUUCGCCGUUCGUUCAGCGGGGUGUGAUUAAGGGACCAACCGCCGGUAGGCAUCAACAUUUUUCAGCCGUUUCUACAUGAAGAAUCGGUUUGCACUCAAUAUGCAAAUUAGCGCCAUCACUCUGUUCAAAGGUAUGUACUCUCAGCCUGCAAACGCUACCAGUGUGUCCAAGCCUUAAUGGUCCACAUUGCACAAGCAACAAAGGGAGACAUGAUCUAUCUAUCACACUUUACAUUACACCAUUUUGAAUGUUGAAUUUCUGGGGCGUCUAAAACCCUGGUGGUGUGGUAGUUUUCCACAGCAGUAGCAACACAGCUGGCAGAUGGAGGGUUUGGCUUGGACUGCUAUGCAGGUUUAGCGUGGAUGUGUCGGCUUGGCCAUAGUCUUGUUCUCCAUUGAAAAGCAAUAAUGAGGUGGCAUGGGUGGUCUAGUAUAGGGUUUUAUAAACUACACUAUGAAAGGGACUGGUUAUUUGCAUAGCAAAGUACUAUAAUAGCAAUACUCUUGUGUCAAAAAGUAAUUUUCAUUGUAUACUGUGUAUGCAUCUAUGCUUACAUCCUCUAUCUCUAUAUCUAUAUCUUUCACCAGACAAUGCCUAUGAUCCUGAUGUCAACGCCAUGCAGUUCUGGAUUGAUAAGACCCAGAUCAAAGGUCAAGACUGCCUCAUCUUCAUGGACAAUGGAAAUGGAUUGGACUAUGAAAAGAUGCACAAGAUGCUCAGGUAGGGACAGUUUUUCAACGACUACCACUACUUUAGCAGGGUGAAUCAGGUUAGAUAUAGACAAAAGUCCUGCAGAGACCACUCCCUUGGGACCAUCACGAGACGUCCUGACCACUGGUACAUUGAUGAAUGUUCUGAGAACAUCCUAAAAACGCUCUGACCCGGUCCUCAGUAACGUCCAGGGAACUAGGCAAAAGUCCCUUAGAGAAUGUUCCCUUAGGACAAUUAUGUUUAUGUUUUAAAGACUGGAAAAACAAAUGUUCAGCGCAUGUCCUGAAAACAUCCUAAGAGAUGUCCCUGGAACAAACCAGGGACAAGUAAAACAUGUUAAUGUUCUUAUGCUAUGCUAUAAGAAUGCAAGUUUACGAUUGAUGUACACAAAAAUAGCAUGUUUCUCUCUUUUUCUCUUUCAGCUUCGGUUACAGUGAUAAGAAAGUCAUAUGUGGCAAGCACCCGAUUGGUCUCUAUGGUAACGGCUUCAAGUCCGGGUCCAUGCGUCUGGGGCGAGAUGCCAUCGUGUUCUCCAAGUUGCAAGACGGAGACACUAUGCAAGUAGGCAUGCUCUCCCAGAGCUACCUGGGACAGAUCAAAGCAGAUGAGAUCAUUGUGCCCAUCAUCUCCUUCCAAUGUGUCCCACACAGCCAGUAUAUCCUUUUAUAGAGAGACUAUAUACAUACAUACACACACAGUGCCCAAACUGUCAUCACCUUCAAACAGGUUGGAUUUAGAUGUACAUGUACAGUGUUAUUUUAUAGUGCCAACCUUAAAUACUGUUAGGUAUUUAGGUCUAUCUAUCUUUUGUGUUGUCCCUGUGUGUGUUGUCCUUGACUUCCGGUGCACUCUGUGUGAAUGAGAAGCACAAGGCUAGUCUGCAGGACAUCCUGCGCUACUCUCUCUUUAAUACGGAGAACGAGCUGCUCGAAGAGCUCGAAGCCAUCAGCUCCACAGGCUUCUCAGGAACACGCAUUAUCGUCUGGAACCUGCGCAGGUCAGACACACAUACACACAUGCAUUCUCUUCCCUUUCCAUCUCCCACAACUAUAGGGUUUCGCUAUGUGGAAUUUUACUUUCAAAUGUCACUUCUCCCUCUGCCUAUGUGAAUGCCCUUGGUAGAAUUUUAGGUUUCACUUCUGUUUUCCCCGUAAUCAAAACCUAAAAAUUCCACCAGUAGGGGCCCUUUUUGAAGUGUGGAGCAAGUACAACUGUUGAGUAAGAGCCUAUACAGUAAGUGUUUGUUUGUUAAUGUCCACAGGACGUUAACAGGACCAACAGAAUUUGAUUUCACAACAUCCAGCGACGACAUCAAAAUCCCGUUGGAUGUGUUAGAGAGCACCAGUGAGCAAUACAGACGGUCAGAGUUGCUCACAAAACCAGAGAGUUACUACUCGCUACGUGUAAGUGAUGACUGAGUAUACUUAUUAUAAUGUUAUAUUGAUUUACCAAACAGCAUUUUGCACAACAGAUCAUAUCUUGAGCUUGUAAGGUUGACUCAAAUACAGUGCCAGUGAAAGUCUACACACCCCUUGGACAGUCUUCACAUUUUGCUGCCUUUAAAAUUAAAUCUGAAAAGGGAUUAUUAUUUAGAUUUUCUUACUGAUCUACACAACCUCCUCCACAUUUUCAAAGUGAAAGAAAAUUAUAUACACUUUUCCAGAUUAACCCUAUAUGCAUAACCAUGCUAGCAAUUGAAAGGGAAAUGUUAGGAAAUUAUGGGUAAACUAUUAGACCAAAGGUGAGGACAUAGCUCACAAGACUGAAUUCAAACAUUACGCUUUAAACCUAAACUUAGAACGUACACUCUCAUCAAAGAAAACUACACACCUUUAACCAUGUCUGCCUGAACCUAACAAAAAGCUAAAGAUCAGUUUGUGCACAACUCAGAUCCGCUCCCUCCCUCUGGCUAUAGAGGUGGGUAGAUUUAAGCGUGCGUGAAGAGGAAAGAAUUUGCCUGCUGUGUGAUCUUGGGGAAAUCGAAAACAUUUUACAUUUACAUUUACAUUUUAGUCAUUUAGCAGACGCUCUUAUCCAGAGCGACUUACAGUUAGUGAGUGCAUACGUUAUUUUUUGUAUUUUUCAUACUGGCCCCCCGUGGGAAUCAAACCCACAACCCUGGCGUUGCAAACGCCAUGCUCUACCAACUGAGCUACAUCCCUGCCGGCCAUUCCCUCCCCUACCCUGGACGACGCUGGGCCAAUUGUGCGCCGCCCCAUGGGAAAACAAAGUCCAUUUAGUGUUUUAUUGCUCUCUGUAUGACGAUCUGAGACGUUAUGUUGUUGUACCAUUUUUGUUGAUAACCCUGAAGUAUUCUGGUUACGGGACGAGCAGAGGCUUGAAUUUCGUUUCAGACAGGGCAUGCUUGAGAUUGCUCAGUUUCUUCACAAUGCCUGGAGGAGAAAUAGAAAUGUACUGUUUGUGUAGUGUGGCUAGAUGGUAGCUGUACUUGCCAUGAUCAUUGUAUGCAUGUCAUUUGUAAAAUGUUAUUUUGUUCUGUAGUGUCUUGAAAGACCAUGUGGGCUGGGCACCGGUAGGUGUAUGACACUUAAAUACAUAAUAUCAAUACACUGUUGAUUUUAUGUACAUUUUACAUUUACUGUACUUUUCGCCGCAUUUGUUGAUAACGAAAUCAGAAAAUACUUUUGAUACAUUGAGUAACAUGAUGAGAAUAUUCCUGGAAAAUGUGGUUUAGGUGCAAUAUAAGACAACAAAAAUGACGAGUUUGAGUGAGAGGGCAAAAACAAUGGAUAUACUGUACUUACUAUAUAUAUAUAUAUAUAUAUAUACAGUGGGGGGAAAAAAGUAUUUAGUCAGCCACCAAUUGUGCAAGUUCUCCCACUUAAAAAGAUGAGAGAGGCCUGUAAUUUUCAUCAUAGGUACACGUCAACUGUGACAGACAAAUUGAGAAAAAAUAAUCCAGAAAAUCACAUUGUAGGAUUUUGUAAUGAAUUUAUUUGCAAAUUAUGGUGGAAAAUAAGUAUUUGGCCACCUACAAACAAGCAAGAUUUCUGGCUCUCAGAGACCUGUAACUUCUUCUUUAAGAGGCUCCUCUGUCCUCCACUCGUUACCUGUAUUAAUGGCACCUGUUUGAACUUGUUAUCAGUAUAAAAGACACCUGUCCACAACCUCAAACAGUCACACUCCAAACUCCACUAUGGCCAAGACCAAAGAGCUGUCAAAGGACACCAGAAACUAAAUUGUAGACCUGCACCAGGCUGGGAAGACUGAAUCUGCAAUAGGUAAGCAGCUUGGUUUGAAGAAAUCAACUGUGGGAGCAAUUAUUAGGAAAUGGAAGACAUACAAGACCACUGAUAAUCUCCCUCGAUCUGGGGCUCCACGCAAGAUCUCACCCCAUGGGGUCAAAAUGAUCACAAGAACCAAAAAUCCCAGAACCACACGGGGGGACCUAGUGAAUGACCUGCAGAGAGCUGGGACCAAAGUAACAAAGCCUACCAUCAGUAACACACUACGCCGCCAGGGACUCAAAUCCUGCAGUGCCAGACGUGUCCCCCUGCUUAAGCCAGUACAUGUCCAGGCCCGUCUGAAGUUUGCUAGAGUGCAUUUGGAUGAUCCAGAAGAGGAUUGGGAGAAUGUCAUAUGGUCAGAUGAAACCAAAAUUUAACUUUUUGGUAAAAAUUCAACUCGUCGUGUUUGGAGGACAAAGAAUGCUGAGUUGCAUCCAAAGAACACCAUACCUACUGUGAAGCAUGGGGGUGGAAACAUCAUGCUUUGGGGCUGUUUUUCUGCAACGAGACCAGGACGACUGAUCCGUGUAAAGGAAAGAAUGAAUGGGGCCAUGUAUCGUGAGAUUUUGAGUGAAAACCUCCUUCCAUCAGCAAGGGCAUUGAAGAUUAAACGUGGCUGGGUCUUUCAGCAUGACAAUGAUCCCAAACACACCGCACGGGCAACGAAGGAGUGGCUUCGUAAGAAGCAUUUCAAGGUCCUGGAGUGGCCUAGCCAGUCUCCAGAUCUCAACCCCAUAGAACAUCUUUGGAGGGAGUUGAAAGUCCGUGUUGCCCAGCGACAGCCCCAAAACAUCACUGCUCUAGAGGAGAUCUGCAUGGAGGAAUGGGCCAAAAUACCAGCAACAGUGUGUGAAAACCUUGUGAAGACUUACAGAAAACGUUUGACCUGUGUCAUUGCCAUCAAAGGGUAUAUAACAAAGUAUUGAGAAACGUUUGUUAUUGACCAAAUACUUAUUUUCCACCAUAAUUUGCAAAUAAAUUCAUAAAAAAUCCUACAAUGUGAUUUUCUGAUUUUUUUUUCUCAUUUUGUCUGUCAUAGUUGACGUGUACCUAUGAUGAAAAUAACAGGCCUCUCUCAUCUUUUUAAGUGGGAGAACUUGCACAAUUGGUGGCUGACUAAAUACUUUUUUCCCCCACUGUAUACUACCAGUCAAAAGUUUGGAGAAACCUACUCAUUUAAGGGUUAUUCUUUAUUUUUACUAUUUUUUACAUUGUAGAAUAAUAGUGAAGACAUCGAAACUAUGAAAUAACAAAUGGAAUCAUGUAGUAACCAAAAAAGUGUUAAACAAAUCAAAAUAUAUUUUAUAUUUGAGAUUCUUCAAAGUAGCCACCCUUUGCCUUGAUGACAGCUUUGCACACUCUUUGCAUUCUCUCAACCAGCUUUAUGAGGUAGUCACCUGGAAUGCAUUUCAAUUAACAGGUGUACCUUCUUAAUAGUUAUUUUGUGUGUUUGAGCCAAUCACUUGUGUUGUGACAAGUUGGGGGUGUAUACAGAAGAUAGCCCUAUUUUGUAAAAUACCAAGUCCAUAUUAUGGCAAGAACAGCUCAAAUAAGCAAAGAGAAUUGUCAGUCCAUAAUUACUUUAAGACAUGAAGGUCAGUCAAUACGGAACAUUUCAAGAACUUUGAAAGUGUUUCUUGGCCCAAGCAAGUCAAUUCUUCUUAUUGGUGUCCUUUAGUAGUGGUUUCUUUGCAGCAAUUCGACCAUGAAGGCCUGAUUCACACAGUCUCCUCUGAACAGUUGAUGUUGAGAUGUGUCUGAUACUUGAACUUUGAAGCAUUUAUUUGGGCUGCAAUUUCUGAGGUUGGUAACUCUAAUGAACCUAUCCUCUGCAGCAGAGGUAACUCUGGGUCUUCCAUUCCUGUGGCGGUCCUCAUGAGAGCCAGUUUCAUCAUAGCGCUUGAUGGUUUUUGUGACUGCACUUUCAAAGUUCUUGUAAUGUUCCGUAUUAACUGACCUUCAUGUCUUAAAGUAAUGAUGGACUGUCGUUUUGCUUUGCUUAUUUGAGGUAUUCUUGCAAUAAUAUGGACUUGGUCUUUUACCAAAUAGGGCUAUCUUCUGUAUACCCCCCUACCUUGUCACAACACGACUGAUUGGCUCAAACGCAUUAAGAAGGAAAGAAAUUCCACAAAUUAACUUUUAAGAAGGCACUCCUGUUAAUUGAAAUGCAUUCCAGGUGACUUCCUCAUGAAGCUGGUUGAGAGAAUGCCAAGAGUGUGCAAAGUUGUCAUCAAGGUAAAGGGUGGCUAUUUGAAGAAUCUCAAAUAUAAAAUAUAUAUUUGUUUAACACUCUUUUUAGUUUUGAUGUCUUCACUAUUAUUCUACAAUGUAGAAAAUAGUAAAAAAUUAAGAAAAACCCUUGAAUGAGUAGGUGUUCUAAAACGUUUGACUGUGUGUGUGCGUGUGUAUGAACAGCCAGCAAGCAAGCAUUCUGAAAGUAUUCAAACCCCUUGACUUUUUCCACAUUUUGUUACAGCCUUAUUUUUAAAUGGAUUAAAUAAAUAAAAAUCCUCAUCAACCUGCACACAAUACCCCAUAAUGACAAAGCAAAAACAGGUUUUUAGAAAAUCUUGCAAAUGUAUUAAAAAUAGGAAACAGAUACCUUAUUUACAUAAGUAUUCAGAACGUUUGCUAAGAGACUCGAAAUUACACUCCGGUGCAUCCUGUUUACAUUGCUCAUCCUUGAGAUGUUUCUACAACUGGAUUGGAGUCCACCUGUGGUAAAUUCAAUUGAUUGGACAUGACUUGGAAAGGCACACAUCUGUCUAUAUAAUGUUCCACAGUUGACAGUGUAUGUCAGAGCAAAAACCAAGCCAUGAAGUCGAAGUAAUUGUCCAUAGAGCUCCGAGACAGGAUUGUGUGGAGGCACAGAUCUGGGGAAGAGUACCAAAACAUUUCUGCAGCAUUGAAUGUCCCCAAGACACCGUGGCCUCCAUCAUUCUUAAAUGGAAGAAUUUGGAACCACCAAGACUCUUCCUAGAGCUGGCCACUCAGCCAAGUUAAGCAAUCGGGGGAGAAGGGCCUUGGUCAGAGUUCCUCUGUGGAUAUUGGAGAACCUUCCAGAAGGACAACAAUCUCUGCAGCACUCCACCAAUCAGGCCUUUAUGGUAGUGGCCAGACGGAAGCCACUCCUUAGUAGAAGGCACAUGACAGCCCGCUUGGACUGUGCCAAAAGGCACCUAAAGGAAUCAGACCAUGAGAAACAAGAUUCUCUAGUCUGAAACCAAGAUUGAACUCUUUGGCCUGAAUGCCAAGCGUCACGUCUGGAGGAAAUCUGGCACCAUCUCUACGGUGAAGCAUGGUGGUGGCAGCAUGCUGUGGGGAUGUUUUUCAGCGGCAGGGACUGGGAGACUAGUCAGGAUUGAGAUCCUUGAUGAAAACUUGCUCCAGAGCGCUCAGGACCUCAGACUGGGGCGAAGUUUCACCUUCCAACAGGACAAAGACCCUAAGCACAGAGCCAAGACAACGCAGGAGUGGCUUCGGGACAAGUCUCUGAAUGUCCAUGAGUGGCCCAGCCAGAGCCCGGACUUGAACCCGAUCAAACAUCUCUGGAGAGAUCUGAAAAUAGCUGUGCAGCGAUGCUCCCCAUCCAACCUGACAGAGCUUGAGAAGAUCUGUGGCGUUGGGCGGCUGCUGAUUCGAAUCCCCAAGCUGACAAGUUAAACAUUUGUCGUUCUGCCCCUGAGCAAAGCAGUUAACCCACUGUUCCCCGAGCGCCGAAGACGUGGUGGUUGAUUUUAAGGCAGCCCUCCGCACCUCUCUGAUUCAGAGGGUUUGGGUUAAAUGCAGAAGACACACUUCAGUUGAAUGCAUUCAGUUUUACAACUGACUAGGUAUCCCCCUUUCCCUGAGAAGAAUAGGUGUGCCAAGCUUGUAGUUUCAUACCCAAGAAGACUCCAGGCUGUAAUCUCUGCCAAAGGUGCUUCAACAAAGUACUGAGUAAAGGGUCUGAGUACUUAUUAUGUAAAUGUGAUCUUUUUUAAAUAUUUCUUUUAUAUACAUUUGCACAAAUUUCUAAAAACCUGUUUUUGCUUCGUCAUUAUGGGGUAUUGUGUGUAGAUUGAUGAUGAAAAGCAAUAAUUUAAUCAAUUUUAGAAUAAGACUAACGUAACAAAAUGUGGAAAAAGUCAAGGGGUCUGAAUACUUUCCGAAUGCACUGUAUGUACUUCUAUAUGUUUCCCUAAGAGUUGUGCAAGAUUGGUUGAAUCUUAUUUAAAAUUAUUUACAGCUGUAAUGGCUGCUAAAAGUACUUCCACCAAGUAUUCAUUCUGGGGUGUGAAGACAUGCAAUCAACACAUGUUCAUUUUUUAUUAAUUUGGAAAAUGUAGAGUAGGUUGUGUAGAUCCGUAGCAAAAAAAUAUCUAAUUUAAUCCCUUUUCAUUUAAUUCUAAGGCAUUGUGAAGACUAUGCAAGGUGUGUGAACCUUAUCCUUUGACAGGUGUUAUCAUUUUGUAUGUGUGAAAUAUUUCAUACUUUGUUUGUUUAUCAAUGUGUUUUUGUGUGCUCAGGCAUACUGCAGGAUUCUGUACCUGAAGCCCCGGAUGCAGAUCAUCAUUCGAGGGCAGAAAGUGAAGACUGAGCUCAUCUCCAAGAGCCUGGCCUACAUCGCUAAGGACCAUUACAAGCCCAACUUUGUGGUAUCCUUCCUCACCCUGGAGCCUCUGUGGAUGGCUUUAGUGUGUGCGCGUGCGCAUGUUGUCACAUCCUCGAGACAAUACUUUUGUUUACAUUUGGAGGGAAAAUAGUAAUAGGCAAAUAUGGGUACUAUGCUCUAUAUACAUGACAUACCAUCAGUCACUGCCAUAGACGAAACACUUUAGAAGUUUGCAAUAAUCAGUUACCUAUCUUUAGCUAAUAUUAGUUCAAUGCAUUCCAUAGUUAGAUGUUCAGGUACAACACAGUGAUACAAUAUGGUAUUUUUCAUAAAGGGAAAAGUAUAUUUGCCACUGCUCUCCAUCCUGUUUGAGUUGUCCUUAAGUCCUAUACCAGAACAGCCGCAUCCCCAUCACCUUUGGUUACAACACCAAGAGCAAGGACCAAUACGGCAUCAUGAUGUACCACAAGAACCGCCUUAUCAAAGCCUAUGAGCGAGUUGGCGUUCAACUCAAGGUAGAAUAG